CGAAGCAAAAGUUGCUGUCACACAAAUAGUUAAACAAUUCGUUUUGUCGACGUUUAUCUAAAAUCACGUGACUUGAUAGGUGUUUACAUCGAGAAACAUUUCUAAACAAGACUUCAUAGACGAGAGUUGAACUUCCUCUGGACUAAAAUACGAACACGCAGGGUUGACUUCUGUCUGCAUCAGGAUGUCUCUGACAAUGUCUAAAGGUGAUGGGGUGACUGUUAUCACCGUCAGCACAAACCCAAAGAGUAAAUGGCCCAUUCUGUGUCAGAUUCUGGGUACCCUGUGCUACAGUCCUGUGUGUUCUGUAGCUCACGAUAUGAAAGGAAAACUGACAGAAACUCUGACAGCUCUUGGGAUUGUGCAGAUGAUCGUGGGAAUCUUAAAUAUCGCAAUGGGAAUUUUUCUUGUAAGCAUCUAUUGGUACUAUAGCUUCAUUCGGGACUCACAAGCACCUUUUUGGCUCGGUGGUAUGUUUCUUGCAGUUGGAAUCGUGAGUAUUCUUGCUGCAAAGUUUCCCAGUCCGUGUGUGUUGGUCAUCGCAGUGAUUUUGAACAUAAUCAGUGCUGCGCUGGCGAUCACAGCUGUUGUGUUGCAUUCAGUGGAUCUGGCAACAAACUUCUCUCCAUACAACUAUCCAUACUGUAAUGAUGAUGCUGUUGAUUAUUAUUCACGUUAUCCUGUAACAGCGUCCCCUGAACGGAGCAGGGAUCAGGAAAUGUGUCUGUACUACAAAAAUCUCAGUCAGGUGAUCUUUAGAGGUGUAAAUAUCAUGAUGAUAGUUUUGGCAGUUCUUCAGCUCUGCGUAACCAUCAGCUUCUGUGUCGUGACUCUGAAAGCUUUGUGCAAGAAGAGCGGGGAUGCACAGUCUGUGGAGGACCCACAACUUUACAAACCUCUCGUGGAGGACGCUAUUUGCAAUCCUGCAUGCUAGAGAAACACAAUGAACAUGGAUGAAAAAGCAACACAAUUCUCAUGUUACAGGUUAAGGGUUUUGAGGUGGAUUAUUUACUGCUUUUAAGAAUAAAUAAUUAGAUCACGUUAGCAUCGACCUCUUGCACAUAUGUUACAGAUAGCACCUUUAUAAUAUUUUCACUUUGUAGAACAUUUUUUAUAUUCAUGAUUGAAUUUGUUCGCUGCUUUCAAAGCUGACUCUAAAUUAAUCUAGUUUUUGCUUAUUACAAGUUUAUUUUAUAUACUGUUAAAUAUAAUUUAACCUUGCCUUUAUGUGGCUUGCUAUGGUAUGGAAUUCAUCUGACAUGUAAUGAUUAUUUCAGAAACAAAAUGGCAUUGUUUUAAAAUUACUUUUUUGGCCACUAGGUGGCGACAGGAUAUUGAGGAAGAAUAACUAGACACCCAGUCAAUGUCAGAGGAUAAAUGUUUAGUGCUAAAUUUUAUUUACCAAACAAAAUUUGACAUAAACAUUAAGAAAAGGUAAAACUUCCACCAUAAGCCCAUUUGAUGUAUAGAGUUGUAAGCUUUGAUACAAAUGAAUCAACUCUAAACUCUGUUACUGUACUCAUUUACACUUUUCUCUUUGUUGUUUAAUUUGAUUUUUAUAAAUUCAAGUCUUUGUUUAUGCUUGGGCUCAAAUGACUUUAACUAUCAGUCACUUCGAUCAAAAAACUUUGAUUUGAGACCGAAAACAAGAUUUCGACAAGAAAUCCUUGACUGCAACUAAAACAUUUAAUGUGCAUCUAUUUGGUUUUUUUAAUUUACAUUAUGUACCUGUAAGAAGUUUCUUUUACUCUAUAUUAGCAUAUGUUGAUGUCUAUAAAGUAUACUGACAGUCAUUAUCUUAAAGUAAAUCCCCAAAGUGAAGCACUUAUUUUUUGAAAACUGUAUGUUAUCCUGCUUACUGCACAAACUUUUUAUCAAAUCAAUAAAUAAAUAGACAACA
Paramisgurnus dabryanus is the source of this 1900-nucleotide messenger RNA. Its product is annotated as transmembrane protein 176A-like. Gene Ontology annotation, cellular component: membrane. The record is from RefSeq and is a predicted model, not a curated record. Lineage: Eukaryota; Metazoa; Chordata; Actinopteri; Cypriniformes; Cobitidae.